Molecule: messenger RNA, 871 nt
Organism: Glycine soja
Lineage: Eukaryota; Viridiplantae; Streptophyta; Magnoliopsida; Fabales; Fabaceae
Exons: 1
Coding region: 249-575 (108 amino acids)
Source: RefSeq, a predicted model, not a curated record
CAAGGAAGAAGUAUUAGAAACUCUCUUUACUUCUAGUACGCAUGGAAGGAUAUGAAUGAAAUAAUCUGCGUUGACAAUUUGCGCGUCAAAAUCUCUCAUAGCAAUAUAAAUACCUCAUCCUAUGUAAACCUUCUGCUCCACAGAAAACCAAACAUUACUUGAAUAUUCAUUGUCAAAGGUUGUUUUUGUGAGAUAGAAAGAAGAGAGGAAGAGCAAGUUAAGCAAUCAAUCAUAUCAAGGAAGCAAUUAUGGAAGGUUUGAUCCCAUAUCUUAUUCAUGCAAUCAAGAAGCAAAAGCCUCAUCACCACAACUACAGGAGCUACUCUCAUUCUGAAAGCUCAAACCGCAGCUACCACAUGCUAUUGGCGUCUGAAUCCUUCACAGGAUCUUCUCACAGAAGAACAAGGUCUGAUUUUCAGCCCCCCACAAGUGAGUUCUUAGAGCAGAGAUAUGGUGUUGAUGGAUUCUUGGUCAGCCCCAGAGCCCAAGUUACUACUGCUGCUCCUCCUGCCACUGUCAAUGUUAAUGCUGCCCAACGCUCUAACAAUAUCACCAACAUGCGCAAUCGCAAGUGAUAUAUAUCUUCAACAUCAUAGGGGAUGGUCAACUUUUCUUUUAAUUUUUUGGACCCUUAGAUAUUUAUUAUAUGUCUCUUCUAAGGUUUGAUUCAUUUGUUUAAGAUGACGGUUGAUGGGUGAUUACCAAUUGUAAUCUUAUUGUGUAUACUUCUAAUCUCUAGGGGAUCAAUUGUAAUGAAUGCUAGAUAUGGUAUGCUUUCAAUGAAUGUUAUAUAAAAUUUGUAGACAAACAAUUCUCUUCCCCUCUGUCACAGCCCAAUAUUGAGUAAUCAGUACAAAGUGCUUACCCAAAA